Molecule: messenger RNA, 3403 nt
Organism: Quercus lobata
Lineage: Eukaryota; Viridiplantae; Streptophyta; Magnoliopsida; Fagales; Fagaceae
Product: holliday junction resolvase
Exons: 7
Coding region: 56-3082 (1008 amino acids)
Source: RefSeq, a predicted model, not a curated record
AGGCGGGAAAGCGUGCCAAAAGAAAAGAAAAUCGAAGAGAGAGAGAGAGAGAGAGAUGGAGAAGAAGAGCUCGAACGAAGAGCUACAGAGUGUACUAGAAGCCAUCAAAUCUUCGGAUGUUGUGGAGAGUCGUGUUCAACUAGUUAAGAAGCUUGGGAACUUGGAAAUAUUAGAUCAAUCCAAUUUGGUUUCCGUUGUGGAAUGUCUCACAGCAUUCUGGGAAGAUUUCACUUGUUUGGACGUGUCUCAGUGCACGUUAAACAAAGCUAUUUUACAGGUUGCUGUAAAAUAUAUAGAGACAGAUAUAUCUGGCUGUUUAUUACAAUUUCUUUCCCUGGGGUCCAAGGCAAGCAUAUGGUGUAAAAAGCAUUUGAAGAUGACCCUAAUGUCAACUGAGGAAUCUCAAGAAGAGGAGCAUUACAACAUUUUCUUUCAGCUGCUUUUGGAUUUAUUGAGCUUCUCUGCUGCUAGCUUUUCGGCUUUGGCAAGAUACCCUGUUUCAGAUGACAAACCCUUGAUGGAUAUAGUGGAGAAAUAUAUUUUGGAACAGUUAGACGUAACAAAAGAUUCAGUAUCAGAGGUUAAGCAGAGAAUUGGUUCAUUUGGCUCAGAAGUGGUAAAAGUUACACAGUUGGUCAUUGAUGCUGUGAUAAGGCUAUGCAGAGUGUAUUCUCAGGCUGUUAAUCGGGAGUUCUGUGAUGGAAAUCCAGAGAAAGAUAAAAAUUGCAUGGAAUUUGAAGCAACUAGUAAUGUGACUCAUGUGAGUAACAUAACAAAAUGUGCAAUAGAAAAAUUGUGUGAAUUGGGCAUCCUUGCAGCUAAUGAUGGUGGAAGUUUAGUUACCAUUCUUAAUGUUUCGUGGAAAGGUGUGGUAAGCUUGCUUCAGCUUGGUAAGGAGACUUUAGCAGUGAAGGUGAGCGUGGCAGAUAUCAUUCUUACUCUUCUUUCACUAGUUAAUGAGUCCCUGAGGUGUGCAGCUAAAGCUUGGAACUCUUCCCUUAAGGAAACCAUUUCUGUAACUGAAGCUAGAAGAAUAUUUGUUCCAGUAAAGUUCUACCUGAUUAAUGCAGUUAAAAUAUCCUCUCUAUAUCCAAGUCAAGCAUAUCUGGUAUACCGGGAGAUAACACACUGCAUUAUGAUAAUUUUAACAUUAAAAAUUUCAAUGAGCAAUGAAGAACAUAUGAAAACUGCCAGUGAAGUGAUAACAGAGCUUUUGGAGCAAACGUCCAUGGAUUUGCUCAAGUCUUUGCUAAAUUCAGUUGAAGUGAAACCAGAGCUAAAAUUAAGAAUUCUGGACUGGUUGUUCAUUGGCGAAAGCCACUCAAACUCUAGCAAUGGGGAUUCAAGUAGUGAUUCUAGAAUAACUUCAAUGGAUCAAAUCUUUUUGGUCAGUUGUGAAGACAUGACUGGGGAGAGAACGCUGUUGCUCAGUCGAGUUGCAUUGUUUCUUAAUUUCCUGAAAUAUUCUCUUGAUCUUGAUGAAGAUCUAAAACUUGGAAUGACCAGUAAGCUUGGAUGGUUCUUAGACAUAUUAGUUGAUGAAGAGGUAUAUUCCUCCAUCCUUGUCAUGCAAAUUCCUGAAUUAUAUGGUUCUGGAAAACAAGCUGAAAUAGAUUGGCUACCUAUGUUUUCUUCUCUUUUGCAUGCACUGGAAACCUUCAUGAUUGUGGUCUCUUCAAGUGCUGCUUGGGGGGAACUUGAGUCUUUCCUGCUUGUGAAUUUCUUUCAUCCUCACUUUCUUUGCCGGGAGAUUGUGAUGGAACUUUGGUGUUUUAUGGUGCGUUAUGGUGAGAUAAGUUUGGUGACAGGUGUUAUUGAUCAACUUUGCUCUUUAAUGAAAUUGGUGGCAUCUCCAGAAUCAGUUUUUGUUAGGGGUUCUGCAAUGAGAAAAAUGGCAGGAUCAAUUAGCAGGAUUCUUACUUAUGGUCCACAAUCUGUUGUUGACCAUGUUUACAAGUCCAUUACUGGUGAUGACAGAUCUCAAUUAUCAUCAGUUAUGUGUGUAGCCCUGUUCAUGGAAGGCUUUCCACUGAAUUUGCUUUCAGAUAGGAUGAGAAGUAUUGCUACUCAGAGAAUCUUUACUGAUUACUUUGGCUUCUUAGAGGGUUUUGAUGACAAAUCAAUGAGAGCUUGUAAUUCUGGUGUAUAUGGGGUUCCAGUCUUUGCUCUUUCUGCCUCCUUGCAGUCUCUCCAGGUCAGUAUGCCUAAUAUUGACGCAAAGAUGCUGAAAUUUCUAGGUUCUAUUAUUCAUAACUACAGAAAUACCUUGGAUCAACUAACAAAGGACCAUUACUGUAAACUCUUAAGUGAAACAUUAGGAAUCAUCUCAAAUAUGAAGCAUCUAUAUGCAGCUGUUGAGAUGGAAGAAGUCAUCUUGGGGCUUAAAAGCUUAUUUAUCUCAGGGUCAACAGCCUUAGAUACUCAAUUGUAUCAGUGCAAACCAAAUCUAGCUCUUUUCAUGGCAGGACUCGGUCACAUGGAAAUUACUGAAAGUGAUGAAAGUGCGAAGUGUUCCGCCAUCUGGGAAUUGUAUCACAUGCUACUAAGAGAGCAGCAUUGGGCAUUAAUUCAUUUGGCAAUAACAGCAUUUGGAUAUUUUGCUGCCCGCACUUCUUGCAAUCAACUAUGGAGAUUUGUGCCCCAGACUGCAGCUCUUUCAUAUGAUCUAUCAGGAGAUGAGGCAAAUGAAGAGAGAUUUAUGUCUGAAUUGAAGGCAUUUCUUGAGAAGGAAACGGCUCUUCUUACAAUUACACCAAGCUCUGAGCAGCUUGGGUUGCUCGUAAGGGAUGGUCUAAUGCUGAAAGAAGUGGUUCGAAAGUUUUCAGAAAUUGAUGCAAAGGCUAUGGGAUGUGAAAGCAUGGUGAUUGAUGAGGAGAAGCAACUCAACAAGAAAAGGAAGCUUCCAGAUGGCAUUAGUGAGGGAGUGGAAUUGCUGCAGAGCGGAUUAAAGGUUAUUGAUGAUGGUCUUUUCGAGUGGCAGCAAAAUCACAGUGCCAUUGCACUUAAUGCCAAGUUCUUGACUCACAUUUCUCGCCUUAAAGAUGCAGUCGCUCAGUUAGUGGGCUUGGCUGGUAGUGGUUAACUUCCUGCGAUUACAGUCGUCUUCUGGAAAAUUGAUGGUGGCCGAAUAACCAAGGUACCGAAUUCAAAUUUGUGUAGUAAGUGGAGGAAUAGAGACAAGUACAAUUGAAUGGUAAGCUGGGAGUAGUUCUUUUUUCACUGGUUUUGAGGCAUGCUUGAGGUUUCAUGUAUCGAAAUAAACAAUUGACUUCUCUCGAGAAGAUACUAUUACAGUAUUAUGUACAUACAUAGCUUGUAGUUGUAACAUCAGCCGAUCACUAGAAAUUUCUGAACUGUAUCUUGCUUAUUCUAGGAUUUCUUCCAUUGUGAUUAAUUUACCUUG